CAGACUGACACGUAACGUCAUUGGUGGAUGUUGCGAUCAGCGACAAUAACUGGCGAUAACCUGUUUCUCGUUUCUCGUGGUCGUGUCAGGAAAGAGAGGCGAACGUGUAAGUUCGCGUUACAAGAACGUAACGCGACAUGUAAUCGGAUCUUAGAGCCGCUGUUCGCCUGAUAUAUCAUCCGAUAUAUCUUAUCCUUGAUGUAUCCGUGCGCGUGGCGACGCGACUUCGCGAUAAAUCUGUGUGAUGAUCUCGGUGACGGUGACGGCGAGCGAAUCGGGGAAAUCGAAGCCGCGCUUCCGGGACGUCAAUAAGAUCCUGAUUUAUUGACGAAGGCGUAAAGCGUGCGAAAAAGAUGACGGAGAGUUUGAUAAACGAGUGGUUGGCGGAUUGCAAGGACGUCUCGCCGUCCGAGCUUCACACGUUUGCCAACACGCUUUCGCAGGAUAACGAGAUCGUACGAGCGCUCUAUGUACUUUUCGAAGAGCGCACUAAAUACAGCGAGUUGAUGGACACAGUAUGUAAUCAGUUAUAUAAUUUUUAUCGAUCUCGAGAAAUAGAAUUACAAAGGUUCACACUGCAAUUUCUACCAACGCUGAUAUAUAUUUACUUAAAUUCCACGGCACAUGGUGAUAUUAAGAGCUGUCGUUCCCUUGAGACUCUAUUAAUUGGAUUAUAUAAUUUAGAAGUGGUCGAUAAAUCAGGACAACAAAAAGCAAUCUCGUUUAGAUUACCAUCGCUUGCCAUGUUAUCCAUAUACCAUGAGCCUGCAAGUUUAGCACCAGCCUCACUAACAGAAAGCGCAGUGCGUCGUUUUGAAGAGUGUAAUUCAAAACUUGUGAGUUGGGGUCCAUUGCAACAAGUAGAAACAUUGAAUGCACAAAACAGAUUAAAAGUCAUGACAGCUCUGCUUUUUGUCUAUAAUCAACAACUUGGUUAUAUCAAUAAGUUUGCUUUAGAACAAUUGUGCAAGGUUGCAACAAAACUUGUCACUCAAGGCUUUAUGAAACCAGGACAUCAUCAACGCUCUUCAUACGGCAGUGAGUCUAGCUUUGUUCCAAGGCUUUUACCACGUAUACCAGUAUCCAGCCAAUUUCUCUUGGAAUUCUUGCAUGCUGUAUAUUUUGCCAUGUAUAACGAAUGCUGGUAUAUAGGAAAUCAAGCUAUAGAAGAUAUUCAUAAUAGAGCGUGUUAUGAAGCAUAUCCAAAUGUAAUGUUGGUUACCAAUGCUGUACGAAAUUCUGCCAGUUCUGGAGCAUCAGGUCAACCGAGCGAUGGACCAAUUGGAAUUAGCGUUGCAUUAUCUCCGGCAACUGCCACACCAACCGUUUCAAAGUCUAUGAUCACAAAUGCUUCCUUUCGUACUAAGAAAUUACCAGACGAUCUGGAUGAGAAGUUAUUUGCGGUCGAAUUGAGCAAUUGUCAAGUCGAGAAGCAACAACAACCGGCAGUAUCUAGCAGCAACAAACGACGUCCAUGGCAUUGGAAGCACACACUUCCAAGUACGGUCGAUAAGAAGGAUAUGGGCACGGGAAAGGCGCAAUCUUCCUCCUCGGAGGGUUCUAGACGUGGAAGUGUAUGCAGCAGCAAUCAAAGUUCGCCGAUAAAGUCCUCUCCUAAAAAGAGCAAAGAUCAACAAUUAAAGAAAACGACUCUUGACGAUGCCAGUCAGAAAAAUAAAAAAGAUAGUAACGUAAAGUGCGAUACCACUUUUUCCGACGAUAGAUUGGCAGCUAAUGCGCAUCUGUAUAGCGUGUUAGAGGAGCAGGCUCUGGGCGAGAUUAUUCGUGAAUCGGUGGAAAAUGUAUAUACAGAAGGCAACAACAGUAGAUCGAUCAAAUUUUGCGCCACUGCCGCACUAUCAUCAAACAUAUGGUAUUAUCACUUCAGUUACAACACUGUAGGAUGGCAUGACAUACCAAUACAAGUUGUAAAAGAUGAAACUAUUGGAGAAGGUAAAAGUAACCUGGUAUCAAUCACAGAGGAACAAGAAUCAACAAUAGAGCCGAGCCGUAUUGGUUCCAUGAGACAAUCAAAGGAUCAAAAGACUGCUUCAAAGAUUACAAAUUUCCCUGUACUCGGCAAGAAACCUAAAGAGAAAGAGGGGAAGGUAACGAAAAACAUUCACGUUGUUUUGUCGGAAAAGGAGAAGAAGCUCGGUUCCCAAACGACAUCGAAGGAGAACAUUAAAGGAAGUUUAUCAAUGUUGACUAAUGAGCAACAAGCGGAAGUCGACGGAAAUAUUAACGGAUGUGCGAUCCGAAAGAAAAAUAACAGUAUAGAAAACAAUACGAUCAUAAUAGAUUCAAAUCUUGCGUUGAUUGAAAAUGAGAGACUGGCAUCACACUUAAGUAGUGAUGUUACCGAUGGUAGUAUGGAAAAUUCUAUCAAUUUAAGGUCGCAUAACGAAACAGAGUCUAUAGCUUCUUCUAUCCAAGUUAGCUCUGUUUAAUGACGAUAAAAGUCUAUAAGGGAUAUAAAAUGUUAUAUAAAUAGUAAUGGGCUGAAAAAACACAUUAAGUAAAUAAGUCGUUCUCUUCCAACUAGCAAAUCUGAUAAAAUCCAUGUAUAAUGUGUACAUGUUGCCUUUUCCUAGAAUUAUUUAAGAUCACACACACUAUUUUAAUAAUAAUAUAUAUGUGUACAUUACCAUUGCAUUGCAAUAUUUCGAAUAGGAAUCAUAUAUUUUUCUCACGUAGCAAUCUCUUAGUCUCAGUCCAUUACUCUAUUGAUCUCCAUGAUAAAUCUAAAAAAUGGGAGAGGGAACAAUAUGAAUUAAAGAUUUACAUGAUUGUUUAGUGUUUUGUGCAUAUUAGUACAUAUUGACUAAUUUUUGUAAUUAAAAAUUUCUAUAAUUUAUUCGAUAUAUUUUAUAAAUAUACAUCAGAAUAUGUGGUAUUGUAAUCUCCUUAUUCUGAUACAGUUAUCGAGUUUUACUUCUAGAGAUUAUAGAUCAUUAUUAUAAUCCAGAAAACACAAGUAUUAUCACGAUGUAAUGUAAUAUCAAUAUAUAUUUAUGUUUAACCCAGAUGUGCCUUGAUGCACCUGUGAUGAAACUUUCUUUAUCGUCCCAGAUAUGUAGAUAAUAAAUUUGUGAUGAAGGGAAGAGAGGAAGAAUGUCUAAAUAAAAUUGCAAUGUUGCUUAAUUAGUAAGCGCGAUAAAUAUGUAUCUGUACAAAUAUAGAGUAUCAGGCAUAUCUGGGUUGAAUAAUGUAAAUCUACUAUUACUUUUGUCAUAAUUGUUCCAAAAUGAUAUUAAGAAUUCAUGACGAAUCAUUUGUUUUUCAAACAGUUGUAAACAUUUAUAUAUACAGAUGUAUACAUGCACAUAUAUAUAUACAAGAUGCUCCAAAACUCUACGCGAAAUUAACUAGAGAUUGUAGUCUUAUUAAUUUUGUAACCCUACAAAAUUUAUUUUGCGAAUCCUUCUUUUCAAUCAUUUAACUCGGAAAUCAUUGAUACCUCGACAUUUUGGCCACAAACUCAAAGGUUCAUUCGUGGUUUUGAAACAUCUUAUAUAUAUUAUAUAUAUGUAAUUGUUGGAAAUAAUUAUGCGAAACUUGAAUAUAAGAGACUUUAUUCUCACGUGAAACUUGAUUCACGUUGAAAACGAUCAACUAGUCGGGAAAAUGCUAUUUGUGUAUAAAAAAUUGGGAAUAGAAUAGCAGAGAAGUGUUUUUCAACGAAUUUAAAAUUCGAUUUUGUGUCAUAUUUUAUUACAUGUCUCACGAUUUAUAUUUAAACUCCAGAAUGCGCUCGAUCAGGUUGCAAUCAAAUCGUUAUAAUCAACUUUCUAAAUUUUUCAGCUCAAUACAUUCAGCGACAUAGAAAUUAUGAAAAAGAAUAACGAAAAAGAGCCAUGAUCUCCGGAGAGAUGCAAUAUAUAUAGUUUUAGAAUUUCCAUUUUGCAUGUAUAUCUUCUUGCAAUGUACAGAUGUACAGAUGUACAAAUAUAUAUACAAAGUUGAUGAACAGACAAAAGAUACAUCACACACAUUGUUCAUUAAUCAAUUUCUUUUCUUAUAAUUUUGGAAAAGUCGAUUCCAUGUUUGUCAAAGGAUACAAUGUUCAAUUCCCAAUUCUUUAUGUUCAUUCUGAGUGCACACAAAGUUGUAUUAAUCUAUAUUAAUGUGUAAAUAUAUAUAAUUAAAAAAGUAUUAACUGUAUAGAGAGAAUGGAGAGAAGAAAAAGUUUAACUCAAAUAUAAAGAACCAUAUGUCGUGAACUGCAUUUGUUAAAAUAAGUCGGUUAACUAUUCCAAACUGUAAAACAAUAUAUUAUGAGAAUAGGGCACAUUGGAAUCAAUACGAUGUUUAAUUCACUGAUUAAUUUAAUUUCCUUAUGGCCUAUAUUGUAUUAAUUAAAGUGUAACAUAGAUUAUAAAAAUACAUUGAAGUUAUCCGAAAAAGGGUUGAUGGUAACAAUGAUAAAUAGAAAUACUAUUACUUUA
Molecule: messenger RNA, 4448 nt
Organism: Formica exsecta
Lineage: Eukaryota; Metazoa; Arthropoda; Insecta; Hymenoptera; Formicidae
Gene: Hyccin
Product: hyccin
Exons: 9
Coding region: 354-2450 (698 amino acids)
Biological process (GO): phosphatidylinositol phosphate biosynthetic process; protein localization to plasma membrane
Cellular component (GO): plasma membrane
Source: RefSeq, a predicted model, not a curated record